Messenger RNA from Closterium sp. NIES-65, 2778 nucleotides. Lineage: Eukaryota; Viridiplantae; Streptophyta; Zygnematophyceae; Desmidiales; Closteriaceae. The record is from the annotation of a GenBank genome assembly.
AUGAACGCCACGGAUCCGCCGUCCAAGCGAAGCUUCGUGGAAAGGCGACUAGAUUACGUCAUCCUUUUCGAGCUCGUUCUCAUGCUGUCUCUCGCGAUCUUCCCCGCAGCGGUCUUCGCGGCGCGGCUGCCGUACCAGGAGCAGUACAUGUGGUACCUGGAGCUGGAUCAGAACGCGCAGCUCACGGGGCUUAACAAGGCGCAGUAUAACGCGGACAACCCCGCCCUGGCGGGCGUGUUGCAGUUCUUCACGUGCCUCGUGCUCUAUGGUAUGGCCAUUGCCGCUCCCUGUUGUCCCCCCUCCAGCUCAUUCCCUCCAUCUCCUUCCUUCCACUUAUCCCCUCCCUUCUCAUUCAUCCCACUCUCCCCCCCCCUUUCAUCCCCUCUCCUCUCAUCCCCUCCCUUCUCAUCCCCUCCCAUCUCAUCCCCCCCCACUCAUCCCCUCCCCCCACCCCUCUCAUCCCCCCGUCUCAUCCCCACCCCUCUCAUCCCCACCCCUCUCAUCCCCACGCCUCUCAUCCCCACCCCUCUCAUCCCCACGCCUCUCAUCCCCACCCCUCUCAUCCCCACGCCUCUCAUCCCCACCCCUCUCAUCCCCACGCCUCUCAUCCCCACCCCUCUCAUCCCCACCCCUCUCAUCCCCACGCCUGUCAUUCCCUCUCCUGCAGGCUACGUCAUGCCAUUCGCUCAGCACAUGAUGCUGGACAUGGUGAAGUGGCCGCAGCCUACCACUACCACCCUAUGCAUGUGCAUGCGUUCCGCUCAUCCCUGCUACUUUGUGCCCAUAUCGCUGUACGUGACAAUGGAGAUAGUGAAGCUGCUGCAGGCGGUGACCAUCUCGUUGGACCUGCACAUGUACUACGAGGACAAGGACAUCCCCGCCAUUGCUCGCACCUCCAACAUCAACGAGGAGCUCGGCAUGGUGCGCACGGUGCUGUCAGACAAAACAGGCACGCUGACGCGCAACCAGAUGGAGUUCUUCAAGUGCUCCAUCGCCGGCACGCCCUACGGCAUGGGCGUCACCGAGGUCGAGAAGGCCGCCGCCCAGCGCGCAGGCCGCCCUCCCCCAGAAGAGGACGAGGACGACGACCAGGUGUAUGUCCCCGAACGCCCCCUGGAGAAGGGCUUUAACAUGCGCGACCCGCGGCUGGACGGCAUGAAGUGGGUGGAGCAGCCGUGCGCCGAUGAGAUCCGACGGUUCCUGGAGGUGCUGUCCGUGUGCCACACUGUUGUGGUGGACACGGCUCCCAUUGAGCGCGCUGCUAGCAGUAACAUCUUUGCCAUGGGUAGUGCUGCUGGCGUGGGGAGUGGGGGUGUGUUGGGGAGUGGCGCAGGGGGGAUGAAGAGCAGCAGCAGCAGCAGCAGCGUGAGCGUGGCGAGUGCGGGUUCCAGUGUGAGAGGCGGGGCGGCCAGUGCAAGCGCAGGCGGAGGGGGCACGCUGCUGCUGCCAGGGGAAGGGGGAGGCGGGGGAGAGACACCACUGAUGCCGGGGGGGGAGGAGGCGGUGGAUGGCGAGGCGGUGAGGUUCCUGGCGGAGUCGCCUGACGAGGCGGCGUUUGUGGUGGCGGCCAAGCGCCUGGGGUUCCUGUUCCUGGGGCGCCAGGGCAACGAGCUCAAAGUGCGCGAGUACGGGGCACGGUGGAGUGUGGUGCAGGACCGCUCCUAUGAGCUGCUCAACACUCUCGAGUUCACCAGUCACCGCAAGCGCAUGUCAGUGGUGGUGCGCACGCCAGAGGGGCGCCUGCUGCUGCUCUGCAAGGGCGCCGACAGCGUCAUCAUGGACCGCCUCUCCGCCUCCGAGCACGCACAGAAGUACCGGCCAAUCACGGAGCGCCACAUGACCAUGUACGCGGAGGCGGGGCUGAGAACGCUGGCGAUCGCGUGGAGGGAGGUGGGCGAGGAGGAGUAUGCGGCGUGGCAGCAGCGGUGGGUGGAGGCGAAGGGGUACGUGGCAGAUGCGGGUGUGCAGGCGGAGCGGCUGGAGGCGCUGGCUGACGAGCUGGAGAGUGGACUCGUGCUUGUGGGGGCUACUGCCAUUGAGGACAAGCUGCAGGUGGGAGUACCGCAGGCAAUAGAGACGUUGGCGCAGGCGGGGAUAAAGCUGUGGGUGCUGACGGGGGACAAGCUGGAGACGGCCAUCAACAUCGGGUUCGCGUGCAGCCUGCUGCGCCACCACAUGCAGCAGCACCUCGUCUUCCUCGAGGACAACGACGCCGCCGCCAAGGAGGCUGCCAGAAGGGGCGUACCACUCAAGGAGUUUGCAGCGGAGUUGGUGCGGUCGCAGAUCCUGGCAGCCAGUGAGUCCGUGCAUGGCGCACAGUGGGCACGCGCACAGCAGGCAGGCAGCACAACGGCCACUGGGACAACCAGCAACCGUGCCGAUAACCCUGCGCAGGAGCACAGCGGGGACGGGGGCGGAAGCGAGGGAGGACGUGGGAGUGAGAGUGGGAGUGAGGGCGGGGCGGCACAGGAGCAUGCGGUGGUGAUAGACGGCAAGGCACUGGUGCUGGUGCUGGCGGACGAUGCUCUGCGUGCUGCCUUCCUUGAGCUGGCUCUGCAGUGCGCGUCCGUCAUCUGCUGCCGCGUGUCGCCCAAGCAGAAGGCGCAGGUGACGGCCAUGGUGCGGCGCGAGGGCAAGCAGAUCUGCCUCGCCAUUGGAGAUGGGGCUAACGACGUGGGCAUGAUUCAAAAGGCGAAUAUUGGUGUGGGCAUCCGCGGCGAGGAGGGACAGCAGGUGGGGGGAAUGGUUUGUUGGCUGACUGUGGACAGUGGGCAGUAA